Molecule: messenger RNA, 1382 nt
Organism: Capsella rubella
Lineage: Eukaryota; Viridiplantae; Streptophyta; Magnoliopsida; Brassicales; Brassicaceae
Product: ABC transporter I family member 6, chloroplastic
Exons: 6
Coding region: 93-1109 (338 amino acids)
Molecular function (GO): ATP hydrolysis activity; ATP binding
Source: RefSeq, a predicted model, not a curated record
UGAAAUUAAGAUUCCCUGGACCUAACUACACCAUACUCCAUCACUCACCGGAUAACCUCCGUCGUCUUCCGCCGCAAUUUCUCUCUUUCUCCAUGGCCGGCGUUAAUCUACAGCUCCGUCACGCUUACUCUAUUGCUCAAUUCGUUCCAACUAUUUCUUCUCCUCCUCCUCCUGCUCAACGAGUUCGGUUUGGAACUUCACCCUCUCGUGUUCUCUUCUGCAAUCUCCGAGCUAAUUCCGCCGCCGCUGCUCCAACCCUGAGAACCACCCGCCGUGAAGUAACCACUGCCGCGUCUUCCGUAUCCUCAGCCGUCGAUUCGGAUUCGCUGGUGGAAGAUCGCAAUGACGGAGGCAGGAUCCCGUUGCUUGAGGUUAAGGAUUUGAGAGCUGUGAUUGCUGAAUCGAGGCAAGAGAUACUAAAAGGCGUCAAUUUGGUGGUCUACGAAGGAGAGGUUCACGCAGUGAUGGGGAAGAACGGUUCAGGGAAGAGCACAUUUUCCAAGGUUCUUGUUGGCCAUCCUGAUUAUGAAGUGACUGGAGGGAGUAUUGUGUUUAAAGGGCAGAAUCUACUUGAUAUGGAACCAGAGGAAAGAUCUCUUGCUGGUCUCUUCAUGAGUUUCCAGUCUCCAGUUGAGAUCCCUGGUGUUAGCAAUAUGGAUUUCUUGAAUAUGGCAUUCAAUGCCCGUAAAAGAAAGCUCGGUCAGCCAGAGCUUGAUCCAAUCCAGUUCUACAGCCACUUAGUGUCAAAACUUGAAGUUGUGAAUAUGAAGACCGAUUUUCUCAACAGAAAUGUCAAUGAAGGAUUUAGUGGCGGUGAAAGGAAACGCAACGAGAUUCUACAGUUAGCGGUCCUUGGAGCCGAGUUGGCUAUACUGGACGAGAUUGAUUCGGGGUUGGAUGUUGAUGCUCUUCAGGAUGUGGCAAAGGCGGUGAAUGGACUUUUGACACCAAAAAACUCUGUUUUGAUGAUAACCCACUAUCAACGCCUACUUGACUACAUCAAACCAACUCUCAUACACAUCAUGGAGAAUGGAAGAAUCAUAAAAACCGGAGACAACACCUUGGCUAAAUUACUGGAAAAGGAAGGCUACAAAGCGAUAUCCGGUUAGUUAUCGCAGAUCAUUCAUAAUCUGUCUUCCUUCUUUGAGAGACCAUGGCUAUAUAUAUGGGUCAGAGACGAUGGGAGCUAAAAGCUGAUGAUUGGAAAAUCAAAAAUUUCACUACAAUCUUUGACCCGGAGGUUUUUUUUGGCAUCAUUGGUUUGCAUGAGAAACUACUUCAUUGGGUAUCCGUUUUGUUCUGAACAGUUCUUACAUACCUUUUUUUUUUCUUGUAACUAACAAACUAUAAAUUCAGUUAAUAAUCCACUAUGUUCUAAAUUA